Drosophila teissieri is the source of this 2889-nucleotide messenger RNA. Its product is annotated as kin of IRRE-like protein 1. Gene Ontology annotation, cellular component: cell-cell junction. NCBI's taxonomy places the organism in Eukaryota, Metazoa, Arthropoda, Insecta, Diptera, Drosophilidae. The coding region runs from base 579 to 2783 and encodes 734 amino acids. The record is from RefSeq and is a predicted model, not a curated record. The transcript has 15 exons. Gene Ontology annotation, biological process: cell-cell adhesion. Gene Ontology annotation, molecular function: cell adhesion molecule binding.
CAAACAACAAAAUUCGAGUAAAAGCCACCAAAAAGACAGACAAAGAGAGUAAAGUUUUGAUUGAAAUUUUCACUGUGCUUUCAUCCAUUCGGGAUUGUGUAAAUUUCUGAUUAACGAACAAGACACCAUCAACACAGAAAAAGUGCGGCGCGUAACGUAAAAUAAUAUUUCCCGAAAGGAUUCCAAUUAACUCCAUUUGAUCCAGCGUAACAUUGGCGUCAAAUAUCAAAUAUCGCAGAACUUCUCUAAUCGAGCAACAAAUCAGUUGGCAGUUCGGGUUACGCUUUCUUUGUCAUGACAGUUCGGGCCUACAUUUUGCUAUAUUUUUUAUUGUUUAUGCACAGCAAGAUCGCCGCCUGCGGUUCUCCCAGCCAUAAACACACCUAACUGAUAGCCGUUACACAAAAUUGAGCCGUGAACACUGAGAUUCAAGUGCGAGUGAGUCGUGCAGCAAAAGUCAAAGUCAGCAGGCAGUAAGCAGUCAGCCCCACCUAACGUCCACACAAAACAGCCCGAGAACUCGGGUCGUUGACAAAGUAACGCAUUUAGUGAUAAGGACGAAACGACUUGCUGGCAAAAUGAGCAGCCAAAACAGGAGCCAAAGGAGCGUGAGCAGGAGCAGGAGGAGCAGCAGCAGCGGGAGCAGCACGGAGAUGGCCCAACUAUUGCUCCUUAUCGGCAUCGUAGUCGCAUCUUGUUUGCCGGGAAUCGAGGGAUUUCAGCGAUUCUCGGAGCAGCCCAAAUACACGGAGGUGAAUCCCGCCGAGGACACGCUGCUCACAUGCAAAGUUAUCGACAAGCGUGGCACGUGCUCCUGGCAAAAGGAUAACAAGCCCGUUGGCAUCUACACAAAGAAAUACGAAUGGGCCUCACGUAUGCCGACGAGCGACAAUGGCAAUGUCCUGCAUCUGGACCUCCAUCCGCCGCCGGUGCAGCUCGGUGGCGACUGCUCCCUGUGGAUCCGCUCCGCCACCCUGGACUUCGACGACGGACUGUGGGAGUGCCAAGUGACGGCCAGUGACUUCACCACCCAGGAUGCGCUCACCAGCCAGCCGGUGCGCCUGGUUGUACGUGUGGCGCCACAGCGGCCGAGGCUCGAGUACGAGGCGGUCCACGUGCCGCCAGGACACAACAUCACCGCAGACGCCGGCGCCCUGGCGACGGUCAAGUGCAUCUCGCAUUACGGCAAUCCGCCGGCAACUCUCAAAUGGUUUUUGGGCGACCAGGAGAUCUCGCCCAUCCACCCGCAAAUGAACGCCACCGAGCCGGAUAAUCCACGCACCUGGUCGGCCACUUCGGUGGUGCAGGUGUCGGCGAUGCGGGAGCGCCACGGCGAUAUACUGCGGUGCGCCGCCUACCACGAGUCCUACACGGCCAAAUCGGUGGUGGUGGAGGCCAGGCUGGACGUGAAAUACGCGCCGAGCAUCCGUCUAAUUGGCUCACCGGAAAUCGACUUGGAGGAGGACAAGGAUGCCCUGGUCCUGCGCUGCGUGGCCGAUGCCAAUCCGCCGGCCAGCAUCGUCUGGCGGCGGGCAGGACGCUCCGAGAUAGCCAGCUUGCAGGAAACUCUGCAAUUGCGUCCCGUCGGGCGGCGCGAUGCCGGAUUGUACACCUGCCAGGCACAGAACUCGGUGGGCACCUCGGAGCAGCUGUCGGUGCAGUUGGAUGUGAAAUAUCCCCCCAAAAUUAUUUCAGCUGGUCCGGAUCGCCUUACCACCGCCCCGCUCUUUAGUCCAGCAGCCUUUGAGUGCCUGGCUGAUGGUAAUCCCCUGCCAUCCUUCAAAUGGGUACAGAGAAUGGCCCAUGGAUCCAAGUACGUGGAGCGGGGCUCCGAGUCCAGAUUGGUCAUCGACAACGUCACCUACGAGUACCAGGGCGAGUACGAGUGCCGGGCCACCAGCUACAUCAAUGGCCAGGAGCGGGUGGCCAUAUCCGAUCCGGUGUCGCUGCAAGUUGUGGGUGCCCCGCAGGUCCUGCGACUGCAUCCCUCCCUGCACACCGUCUCCGUGAAGCGAGGAGAGGCGGCCAGCCUGACAAUGGUCGUCUGUGCGGAUCCGCGGCCACAACGCGUCGCCUGGGAGUGGGGAUCCCUGCGUCUGGAGGCCGGCUCGGGCAUCGAUCGCUUCCGGGCCGAUGACAUGCAGCCGGACACGCGGGAGGACUGCUACCUGUCCACCCUGCACAUCCUGCACGCGGACGAGCACGACUCCAGGCCCUACUACUUGGUGGUGGAGAACGAGCGGGGCACCGAUCGUCAUGCCAUACACCUGAUUGUGGAGGGUACGUUUGCAGAACCCUACGAGAUGAGCUAUCUAAUGGGCGUGGCCGGGGGCUGCAUGGCCGCCAUCCUUUUGCUGGUUUGCCUCUGCAUCUAUGCGAUCAAGAGCAAGAGAUGCUGCUUCAAGGGUUCCACGGGCUAUAAAUCAUCGGAUAAAGACAGCGAGAAAGCUGAUUUGAAAUCACGCUCGGAUAGCACGAGUGGCCCUCAAGGUGAUUCGAUUUACACCACGCCGGCGGGCUUCCAUCAUCACCAGCAGCAGCAGCAGCAACAACAGCAGCAGCAGCAACAGCAGCAGCAACACGCAGCAGCAGCAGCAGCCGCUGCCCUACAUGCCGCAUCCCAGCAUCCGCAGCAACAGUACCCGGGACACGGAUCGCCGGAGGCAAUGAAGUUGAAGGUCAGAAUAUACGAAACCGAGCGUUUGCAGACGCCUAUUAGAAUUCAAAUAUCGAAGUCGAGCCAAGAACUGGCUGGGUCCGAAGAUGAGGACGAAGAUUCUUGAUCCAAGUCGAAACGAUUUUCGUUGGGCCCCCAAUUAAAUGCAAUGUAUAAAUGUAUGCACCUUGUAUUAAUUUAUUUUUAUGUACAAUAAAUUUAUCUUAAAUUAA